Caenorhabditis briggsae is the source of this 1035-nucleotide messenger RNA. The transcript has 8 exons. NCBI's taxonomy places the organism in Eukaryota, Metazoa, Nematoda, Chromadorea, Rhabditida, Rhabditidae. The coding region runs from base 1 to 1035 and encodes 344 amino acids. The record is from RefSeq and is a predicted model, not a curated record.
AUGGCUCAGUUCCUAGCCUUUUUCGUUUUUCUUUUAUCUCUCACUGCGAUUUCUACUGCGGGAAAUGUGUGCACUACUGGAAACGUCUUGAAUCGACCAGUAAAUGGUCAAGCCAUUUACUGGCCAUCAACAUGGAGAACGAAUGAGACAGCACCCGGAUUAGAAGCAGGACAAUCUUGCAGUUGGAUAGUUACUAUUCCAUCUGGAUAUUACGCGAAACUAGUUAUCAGUGGAAAAAUGAAUGGCAACUCUUCCUACUUCAAAACUGUGGAUACUGCUGGAAAUGUCAUAGAAUCAACACACGAAAAAAAGGAACCCUACUACUUCCCAUCAUCUAAAUUCACUCUGAUUGUCUCGAACGAGGCUGCUGCCACACUGGGAUUCAGAAUAACAUGGGCAAAGUACCCAUCUACACUUCAAUACUCCGCAGUGAUUGGAGCUACUCCACAGUUAGUAAAUAUCACUGAAGGAGUUUUCGCGGCUGAUUUCAGCGCUGUCACAGGACUCUCCCUUUUAGCAUUCCCCGCUGAUCCAAAGAAUUAUCAUACAUUGAGAAGUACACUUGUUUUUGAAGGAAAUAGUUACACUGGAAUCUAUAUUUCAAAUCUUUACUUGCUCUAUAAGUCUCGGAACCAGUGGAUCUCAUCUGGAAAUACUAUCUAUGUUGUCAACCUUGAAGCUAGACAUCGGCAAGAUCAACUUUUGGUUCAAGAUGCCCAAUAUACCAAGGACAUCACACAAUACGUUGAAAUGGACUGUGCAAUGAAUUCAACAUGCAAUGUUUCUGUAGAUGGAGGUGACAAGAAAACUGCAUUCAUAUCCGUGGGAAGCAAGACUGACGUAUUGUAUUGGCUGUCCGUUCAUGUGGACGCUUUCUUCACUGUCUACUACGGAUCACAAAAUCAAGAGGGAUAUAGAAUCAGCCUUUCGGGAUAUAACAUUCCGUCAAAUCUUCCAUUAACGUUUGGUGGAGAUGUCAUUCAGUAUGUCAUCACCAAGGGGCAAGCAUCGAUGCAAUACCAAGUUAAUCCAUGA